Messenger RNA from Trichoderma gamsii, 366 nucleotides. RefSeq lists its product as hypothetical. NCBI's taxonomy places the organism in Eukaryota, Fungi, Ascomycota, Sordariomycetes, Hypocreales, Hypocreaceae. The transcript is spliced from 3 exons. The record is from RefSeq and is a predicted model, not a curated record. Bases 1 to 366 code for a protein of 121 amino acids.
AUGGCGGACACCACAGAGAACCAGGCCCCCGAGGCGCCCGUUGUUGACGAGAGUCCCAUUUCUUCUGUCGGGAACCCUGCCCGCAAGAACUCGCUUUCUACCUACCUCAAGAACCGACCCGAACGCUCCGAAUUGGUAGAGAAGAACAUUCUCCCCGACUCCACAGCUGCUCCAGGCCUUCUUGCCAGCCAAAAAGAGCUCCAGAAGCACAUGCUCGGAGACAAGCUCAACGACAAGAUCUCACACCGUCCCACUCCCGACGCCCUCCUCAAGGAAGGCGUCCUGCACGACGAUCCCCGCUCUCCCGAGGAAAAGUACCAGGAGGCCAUUGAAGAAGAAUACGCCAAGCGUGAGGGUGGUGCGUAA